AAGCUCUGAUUUAGAACUCUAGGGAAAGUUAGAAUGAAUAUUAAACUAAAUUUGCUGCUAAAAAAUUAAAUGUAAUUCAUUCGGAAAAAAAACUAAAUGUAAUGUCUGUCCGAGUAAAAAUUAUUACAGACAAAGAAAAUAUUGCCUAGGUACAUGUCUAUAAAUUAGUUUUUAUUUUUGGUCAUCAUAAAAAUCUAUUUUAGUUGACGUGAUUGCAGGAUUCUCAUUUAUAAAGAGCAUUUAUUUAUUUUUUAAUAUUCAAAUAUUUAAAAUUUCCUUCUCGAGGUGAAGCGGAGGCCCUUUGCAUUUGGGGUGCCAUGGAGAUUGUAGCAGAGGGAGGCACUGGACCUUGAGCCGCAAGGAUGAUAAUCACGCGGCGUCGCUUCACUACUCUCACUCGCCACUAUUCAUCGUCCUCUACCGCCAGAAAAGUUCCUCUUCUCUUUAACUGUAACACAGACACAAAUACCCAAACUGACGCUACAACAACUCUUCAGGUUCUCUCAUGGGGCAGAGGCGCUUCUGGUCAACUCGGAGGUGGCUCCGAAGAAAUCAGAUUGUAUCCUUCCCCUGUAGCCAACCUCAUUGUGCCCAAAACCUCAUUCAUUCUCUCCCAAACCCCAGGCAGAAUUUCUAGAAAAGGCCUUGACGGAGUAAACGUUGGCCGUGAUGGGGAAAAGACAAUUGAAGUUGGUGUAUCUUGUGGGCUUUUUCAUUCGUCCUUGAUUGUCGAUCGGACUCUCUGGAUUUGGGGCAAAGGUGAUGGUGGACGGUUGGGUUUGGGGCAUGAGAAUUCGAUGUUCGUUCCUACUUUAAACCCUCACAUUGAUUCUCUUCGAUGCAUUGCUCUUGGUGGGCUACACUCGGUUGCGCUCACCUCGGCCGGUGACGUCUUUACAUGGGGCUACGGUGGGUUUGGUGCACUUGGACAUUCAGUAUAUCAUAGAGAACUGUUGCCUAGAUUGGUAAAAGGCUCCUGGGAGGGAAGUAUUCGGCAUAUUGCUACCAGUGGAACGCAUACUGCUGCAGUCACAGAAUCAGGGGAGCUUUAUAUGUGGGGUCGAGAUGAAGGGGAUGGUCGAUUGGGACUUGGUCCUGGCAGGGGCCCAGAUCAUGCAGGUGGACUUAGUACCCCUUCCAAAGUGAAAGAAUUGCCUUUCCCCAUCGCAGCUGUUUCCUGUGGGGGAUUUUUCACAAUGGCGUUGACAGAGGAUGGACAGCUGUGGAACUGGGGAGCCAACUCUAACUAUGAACUUGGGAGAGGUGAUAAGAUUGGAGGUUGGAAACCAAAACCAAUACCCACUCUUGAAAAUGUUCAGAUAAUUCAGAUAGCAAGUGGUGGAUAUCACUCCCUUGCAUUAACUGAUGAUGGCAAAGUGCUUUCAUGGGGCCAUGGUGGACAUGGUCAGUUAGGUCAUGGGUCUCUCCAGAAUCAAAAGAUACCAACAGUGAUUGAGGCUUUAGCUCAUGAACAUGUUAUCUAUAUUUCUUGUGGGGGAUCUUCAUCGGCAGCUGUGACAGGUGUCACCAUUAUUCCAAUCAAUGUAGUCCAGGAGUUGACGGGUUGUUUUUGGUUGUGAGCAGAUGAAGGUAAGUUGUACAUGUGGGGAAAUGCCAACGACUCUCAGUUGGGAGUUCCUGGGCUGCCUGACGUACAACCAGCCCCUGUUGAAGUCAACUUCCUAAUGGAGGAUGAUGGAUUCGGACCUCACAAGGUUUUGUCAGUGUCAAUUGGUGCAUCACAUGGAUUGUGUUUGGCCUUGAAGGAAAAUCGGUGAUAAGACAUGUCGAUCAAGAAGUUUUUCCUCUAUCAAUGAAGUCCGGUGACAAAAACAUCAUGGUUCUUCAACAAGAUGAAAUAGUUUGGAUUCGGAGAAUACAGUUCAUAUUGGGGAACACAUUGUCGCACCUGGAAGCAGUCAGAGGGGAUAACAUAUGAUGACAGGUGGUUGUUUGAUGGAUUUAUAUAUCGUUAUCCCAGUUUUUCUUGUUGGCACUCUGUCCUCCUCAAUUUUCAACUUUGAUGUAGCAGAUGAGCUCAUAGAUUUGUACUGAUAGGGAUCACAAUAAAUUCAAUGGCUUGUUUGAUGCAUUGAAAUCAUCAGCACAAGGUAGCAUCAAUGCAAAUCAAUGUUCCAAUUUGGAGAUCAUUUGUGACUGUUGAAAUGUUUGCAGCUGAAGAUUUUGUUCGCUCAUAUUUGUUUCAAGGUGAUGUAGUUUAGAACAAUAAUGUCGUUGAAGCUCAACAUGUAAGAAUACAUUUUGUUAGGUAGUCACGUGCUUUUCAUUUUGAUGUUGCUCAAUGUCUGGUUCUGUUCGGCCUUUGCGGAACCUCAUGAGGUAUAUUGGGCUCAUGCCUAGCGGAUUUUUUUUAAGGUAAUUUCAUUUUCUUGACAUGGAUGGGUGAUCGAGUUUCUGAAAAUUCACCUAGAACCAGUUUCGACUGGCAUGGAUUUUUAUUUUUAUUGCAUUGUGCUUUGGUAAUUGUGAGAAACUGUUGAGAAAAUGUAAUACUACCUCUAAUCCUUAAUAUAAGAGCUAAUUUGAUUUU
This is a messenger RNA of Neltuma alba, 2551 nucleotides long. RefSeq names its product RCC1 domain-containing protein RUG3, mitochondrial. The record is from RefSeq and is a predicted model, not a curated record. Bases 363 to 1580 code for a protein of 405 amino acids. NCBI's taxonomy places the organism in Eukaryota, Viridiplantae, Streptophyta, Magnoliopsida, Fabales, Fabaceae. The transcript has 6 exons.